Messenger RNA from Solanum verrucosum, 1036 nucleotides. Its product is annotated as xyloglucan endotransglucosylase protein 6. NCBI's taxonomy places the organism in Eukaryota, Viridiplantae, Streptophyta, Magnoliopsida, Solanales, Solanaceae. Gene Ontology annotation, cellular component: cell wall; apoplast. The transcript has 4 exons. The record is from RefSeq and is a predicted model, not a curated record. The coding region runs from base 46 to 936 and encodes 296 amino acids. Gene Ontology annotation, biological process: xyloglucan metabolic process; cell wall biogenesis. Gene Ontology annotation, molecular function: hydrolase activity, hydrolyzing O-glycosyl compounds; xyloglucan:xyloglucosyl transferase activity.
AUCUAAACAAGAGAUAAAUUCAUAUAACUCUGAAAUAAAAAAAAAAUGGUGUCUUUUAAUUGUGUUUUUUCGAGUUUUGUUGUGCUGUUUAUGGUGGGUUUGGUUAGCUCUGCAAAAUUUGAGGAGCUGUAUCAACCCAGUUGGGCUUUUGACCAUUUGACAACUGAAGGAGAAAUUCUUAGAAUGAAAUUGGAUCAUCUCUCUGGUACUGGGUUUCAAUCAAAGAGCAAAUAUAUGUUUGGGAAAGUUACUGUUCAGAUUAAGCUUGUUGAGGGUGACUCUGCUGGAACUGUCACUGCAUUCUAUAUGUCAUCAGAUGGACCAACCCACAAUGAGUUUGAUUUUGAGUUUUUAGGCAAUACAACUGGUGAACCAUACACAGUUCAGACAAAUGUGUAUGUCAAUGGUAUUGGUAACAGAGAACAAAGAUUGAAGCUUUGGUUCGACCCAUCAAAGGAUUUCCACGCUUAUUCCAUCAUGUGGAAUCAACGUCAAGUUGUAUUCUUGGUAGAUGAGACCCCUGUUCGUGUGCAUUCGAAUUUAGAGCACAGAGGAAUCCCAUACCCCAAGGAUCAACCAAUGGGUGUGUAUAGUUCGAUUUGGAAUGCAGAUGAUUGGGCUACACAAGGCGGGCUUGUGAAGACUGAUUGGUCACACGCGCCCUUUGUAGCAUCCUAUAAGGGAUUUGAGAUUAACGGUUGUGCGUGUCCAGCAACUGUUGCAGCUGCCGAGAAUACUCGGCGGUGCAGCAGUAAUGGACAAAAGAAGUACUGGUGGGACGAACCUGUUAUGUCCGAGUUGAAUGUGCACCAGAGUCAUCAGCUGAUUUGGGUCAAGGCGAACCAUAUGGUUUACGACUAUUGCACGGAUACUGCUAGGUUCCCUGUUGCCCCUGUUGAGUGCCAGCACCACCAGCACAAGACUAAUCAUAACUAGGUGUGGAGGAAAAUUGGGGUUCAGUCUUGCAUUGUAUAAAAAGAUUAGAUAAAAAGAAAAAAAUGACAUGAACUCCAUGUUAUAUAUUUUUGGUGCCACU